GCGUUACGUCAUUCCAUGAUGGCUGAAGAUCCUGGCGGAACAUUUUUCAAUUUCUCUGUCAUUUUUCCUUUUUUCUCUCUACCUCAGCUUGCCAUAGAGACAUGGCAGGGCCCACAGCUCCGUUAAGCGUCCGUAAACCACUGGUGUCGAUAUGCCCAAGAAAGGAAACAGAAAACGGCUGAAAUUCAGGGCGGGGGACGUUUGUUCGGAAUCAGUGUCUGUUGCUGACUAUGCUGAUGCUGACCCAGCUGUUGUGAAGUCAGGGAGGGUGAAAAAGGCUGUUGCCAAUGCACUUGAAAAAGAAGUAAAAUUACUCCGCGGCCUGGAAGCAUCUCAGGGCAUUGUUGAGGAAGUCCUCUCUUCUGCAAUGACAGUCAAAACAGACACUUUAGACAGCAGUGAUGACAUAGACCCCGAGGAAGAUGGAGAGAAUGAAACUAAGGUGCUACCCAAGAAGAAAAACAAGAGAAGAAAAGAAUGCAGUGAGAGUAGUGAUGGGCAGGAGUAUCCAGUGGACAUUUGGUUACUGCUCUCUUCCUAUAUUCGUCCUGAGGAUGUGUGCACAUUUGCUUUAAUCUGUAGAAAUGCCUGGACAGUCACCUGCACUGCAGUUUUUUGGACCAGGCUGUAUAGAAGACACUACAGCAGCGACGUCGAUCUGCCAUUUCGUCUCCAGUCUGAUUCUAUUCAUAUGAUGCAUUGUUUACGGGCUCGUGUGAUUCGCUCUCUUUUCCACUUGUAUGAGCCGUUCAGCUUGCGUGUCUCAAAAGUUCCUGCCAUGCCAGAAUCCACACCUACAACCUUGCAAAACUCCAAGUGUUUACUAUUCUGGGUCAAAAGAGUCUCAGGAACUCGACCAGAGGGAUUGUGGGAGUUCAGCUUCAAGUUUGUGAAACAGCAGGGACCCAAAAAGAAUGGUUGUGCAAAGUCCUUGCAUAUGCCCAAACAAUAUGAAGAUGUCCACAAAAACCCUGAUUCUGACUGCUAUGUACUUCAGAUCACCACCCUCAACUUCAUCUUCACCCCUGUGGUCAUGGGCAUGACACUGACUCUGUUCACAAUCAACGUCAGCACAGAUAUGCGCCACCACCGUGUUCGCCUGGUGUUCCAGGACUCGCCUCUCCAGCGUGGAAAGAAGAGGGGCGAUCAGGGUGGGACCCAGGUUGUGUUGGAUCCUGUACACAGUGUGAGGCUCAUGGACUGGUGGCAUCCACAGUACCCCUAUGUGUCACUCACUUAGAAAUCCUUCUCCCUCGGUUUCUGCUGCAUCAGGGCAUUCUGUCAAGAACCGUGCUUUUAUUUUAUCCCUCUCACCAAAAGAAAAAUGAUAGUGGAUGACUCUUGACAAAUCUGGGAUUUUGUUCAACAAUACCGUUUGCACAUUCACAUUUCAGAAAGACGAUGCAACAGAAAUCAAGCAGCUACUGACAGAAAAUAGGUUAUGAAACCUUUUUUCCCCACUGUCAUAGACAACCCUGGGCAUACAUUGUUCUGGUCUUCAGACACUUGAAUAGUUUUAAUGCAGAAUCGACACAAAUGAACAUUGUUACUUAAGAGACCGGGUUUGUUUUGUUUUUAGAAAUUCUCUAAUACUCAUUUAGUAAGUGUAGCAGUCCCUACUCUCUUUCCACCCUUCUUGACUUCAGCAGUCUUUGUUAAAGCCCAUGAAAUAUGUGCAAGUUAUACAUAAGAGAGUGAAUGUUAUGAUAACUUACUCAUCUAAAACAACUUGUUUUGUCUGUUAUAUGGAAAACACCCAUUUAACAGAUUGUGUGUUUCUACUUCUAAGAAGUUGCUACAGAAAGCAAGUCAAAUUGGAUAUUUUUCUAUGUAAGUCAAGACAGUCUGACUUAGUAUUAUGCGAAUAUUAAUGACUCUGCUCUUCACUGAAGAGGCCAAAGAAAUAUUUUGCCUCAGAUGUCAUCUGCUGGUUUGGACACUGCUUCCUGCCUAAAACAUUGUUUUUGUCUCCUUGUUGUUUAUGUAAUCCCCAAACCUUACUGCCACCUGUAGAAUUUAAUCAUUGAAUGGCUCAAACUAUUCCAAUGUGUAUGUCCAGUGUAUAUUGAAUGUGAGUAGAAUCAUAAAAGUUCAGUAUACUUAAUUAUGAUUGUGGAGGAUUCACCACUAAGGAUGAUUUAUUGUAGCUGGAUCUUUUACAUGUAUUGAAGGGAGGGGGGAAAAGUGAAGGCAUACAGGUAAUACUUCUACCAACCAAAUGUUGAUGAUAGUACCCAUAGCAGAGAACGGGUGGCUGUUCCCUUUAGCAGAAGUUGAUUGUUUUAGGGGCAGUCUGGUUUCAUCAUGUGGUAGACGAAGUUGCUGCGCUGAAAUUAAAGUAAAACUGCCCACAGAA
Messenger RNA from Betta splendens (Siamese fighting fish), 2356 nucleotides. It is a transcript of the gene tmem183a, whose product is annotated as transmembrane protein 183A. The coding region runs from base 152 to 1240 and encodes 362 amino acids. Gene Ontology annotation, molecular function: protein binding. The transcript is spliced from 8 exons. NCBI's taxonomy places the organism in Eukaryota, Metazoa, Chordata, Actinopteri, Anabantiformes, Osphronemidae. The record is from RefSeq and is a predicted model, not a curated record. Gene Ontology annotation, biological process: regulation of protein stability. Gene Ontology annotation, cellular component: SCF ubiquitin ligase complex.